GCAGCCUCGGCUCCCGCUUCCGUGCAGACGCCCAGCAGCAGGCGCACACCGCCCAGCCACCCCAGCGCCAGCAGCCCCAAGUCCUGCGGUCCUGCUAAAACUCCCGCGGUCCUCGGACCCCCACCGGAUCUGCGGCGCUCAGCGCCCACCCAGCUCGCGGCUAGCAGCCACCCUUGGCUCCGCCGCGGCUCCUGGAGAGCCGAUCGCUCACCUACCUAGCUUGGCUCUGAGGACCGAGGUGGGGGGGGGUGGCUUCAUGCGGCCCCCACACCCUUCACCCCCCCAACCGCCGCCGCCCCCGAGCUCCGUGCGUAGCGUCCAAGCCCCAGCAGGGCGCACAACUUUGGAAGUCCCGUGGGGCUCCUAGAGGAGGCAGAGUCCGCGCCUUCGCCCGAGGUCCGGCCCAGCCCGCGCCACCGCGCCUAGUGGGUAGCGACAGAGUUGGAAAUCUCUUCGAGGGUAUAAGAAGACAGACCUAGGACCCCGAGCCCACACCAACACCCUUCGGCUGCCUCUUGGGAAUACAUCUCUAGCCACCAGCUGGCCCUACUCGAUCCUGCCGUUUAGAAAUAAAACUUGGCGGUGUUUGAGGAGCUGGGAGAGAGAAAGCAACCACCCGGAGCGUCGGAAGGACGAACCGCUGCCAGUUCGCAGGCUCCGGUCCAUGGACCACUAGCGGUCCCCAGCUUGGGCCCGGGCUCCCUGCGGCCCUCUUCCUUAUGUGAGGCUCGGCGGGACGAGCCGCGCACCGGAGGAAGAGGAGGACCCACGGACGCGGGGCCGGAAGGCAGCUGGCAGCAGGCCCAGGAGAACCGGCACCCGCGUUCAUGUUCCGCCAGGAGCAGCCGCUGGCCGAGGGCAGCUUUGCGCCCAUGGGCUCCCUGCAGCCGGAUGCCGGCAACAGCAGCUGGAACGGGACCGAGGCACCCGGAGGCGGCGCCCGGGCCACCCCUUACUCCCUGCAGGUGACACUGACUCUGGUGUGCCUGGCUGGCCUGCUCAUGCUGUUCACGGUGUUUGGCAACGUGCUGGUUAUUAUCGCCGUGUUCACCAGUCGCGCUCUCAAAGCGCCCCAAAACCUCUUCCUGGUGUCCCUGGCCUCAGCGGACAUUCUGGUGGCCACGCUGGUCAUUCCCUUUUCUUUGGCCAACGAGGUUAUGGGCUACUGGUACUUUGGUAAGGUGUGGUGCGAGAUCUACUUGGCUCUCGACGUGCUCUUUUGCACGUCGUCCAUAGUGCACCUGUGCGCCAUCAGCCUUGACCGCUACUGGUCCAUCACGCAGGCCAUCGAGUACAACCUGAAGCGCACGCCGCGCCGCAUCAAGGCCAUCAUUGUCACCGUGUGGGUCAUCUCGGCCGUUAUCUCCUUCCCGCCACUCAUCUCCAUAGAGAAGAAGGGCUCUGGCGGCGGGCAGCAGCCGGCCGAGCCGAGCUGCAAGAUCAACGACCAGAAGUGGUAUGUCAUCUCGUCGUCCAUCGGUUCCUUCUUCGCGCCUUGCCUCAUCAUGAUCCUGGUCUACGUGCGUAUCUACCAGAUCGCCAAGCGUCGCACCCGCGUGCCACCCAGCCGCCGGGGUCCGGACGCCUGUUCCGCGCCGCCGGGGGGCACCGAUCGCAGGCCCAACGGGCUGGGCCCGGAGCGCGGAGCGGGUCCCGCGGGCACCGAGGCCGAGCCGCUGCCCACCCAGCUUAACGGCGCCCCGGGGGAGCCCGCGCCCGCAGGGCCGCGCGACGGGGAUGCGCUGGACCUAGAGGAGAGUUCAUCGUCCGAGCACGCCGAGCGGCCCCCGGGGCCCCGCAGACCCGAGCGCGGCUCCCGGGCCAAGGGCAAGACCCGGCCGAGCCAGGUGAAGCCGGGGGACAGUCUGCCGCGGCGCGGGCCCGGGGCCGUGGGGCCGGGGGCUUCCGGGUCCGGGCAGGGAGAGGAGCGCGGCGGGGGCGCCAAAGCGUCGCGCUGGCGCGGGAGGCAGAACCGCGAGAAACGCUUCACCUUCGUGCUGGCGGUGGUGAUCGGCGUGUUCGUGGUGUGUUGGUUCCCGUUCUUUUUCACCUACACGCUCAAAGCGGUCGGCUGCCCGGUGCCCAGCCAGCUCUUCAACUUCUUCUUCUGGUUCGGCUACUGCAACAGCUCGCUGAACCCUGUUAUCUACACCAUCUUCAACCACGACUUCCGCCGCGCCUUCAAGAAGAUCCUCUGCCGCGGGGACAGAAAGCGCAUCGUGUGAGCGCACGGGCCGUGCCCCGCUUACAGACGCUGGUCCGGUGCAGGCCCUGGGCUUCGAGGGGGCGCGUCCACGCAUGCAGCCCCUAGCACUCUGAAACUCCCGGGCCUACCUGCUCCGUGUGAUACCCGGCUUGGAGGGAGCUCGGUGGCCUUUGAGACCUUUUGUUACCAUGUGUAAAGUUCUGGCUGAGAGGGACACAUGAGCCCUUUUGCUGGAUAUUGUGGUUGUUCCCAACCCACAGCCAGUUUCCUGCUGGGCUAAGCCCCCAUCAGUAUUGUUUCCUGAUGAUAUUGCCAUCUUCUCCCCAAGUCUGACUCUCCCACAAGCACAGUACUAGAGAGGGCAUGGCUGCCGAAGGGUUAAUGAACCAAGGUUUCCUAGCUCUAGCUAGUUAUCACUCCCCUCCUCCCGCCCCCUUAAAAAUCAUUCAGGGCAGCCCUGCCUGCCCUCCCUUCCCCCCACUGUAAAUAUACAUUAUUUUUGAUAGCAUACUUUGGGUUCCUCUGUGUUGGCCUUGGUGUGAUAUUGGAGUCAUGGCUGUGGAGAUGCCCUCCAGUCACAGACUGUGGGCUCUCUGAUCCAGACCAAGCUCCUUUACAAUGCAACCCCCUUUCUAGUGUUACUACAUCGCUCUCAGUGCUUUUCGGCAGUAACUGGUGACUGUCCCCUGGACACGGACCUGCUUUGACAUUUCCUGACAGGGAAGGGAUUUCUGUUCAUUUCCCCCUGUGCCUAACAGCAUAAUUGCCUUUUCCUAUGUAAAUAUUACAGCGAUGGACCAAGACAGAAGGAAAUGAACCUUCUGCCUUGCAUCAGCCCUGUGUAUAAAGCCAUUAUCCGCUGAGGCACCACUUGCCCCGGUAACUCACUUUAGAACUGACUUUGCGGUUCGCCUCUCCUCUGGGGACAAGGCUUGAAAAGGAGUGUGUAUGUUUCUAUCUUGUAUGUGUGCCGCCCCUCCCCCCAGAAAGUGCUGAGUAAGGGGAAUCUUUUAGCUGCUGUUUAUAGACACACGGGAGGGGAAAUUAUGUGGAAGAAACCAACCCGAUACAAUUUGCCAAGUUAAACAGUGUGAGAAGACAAACGGGCCUGCCGCACUGUACAGCGCCAGCCCCAAGAGCUCUUGGGUAUCAAAGUGUUACCUCCCCUUGCUUUUCUGGCUGAGAUCAUGUCACUAAUGAAUUGCCAAAGUCAGGGAGUAGGCGGAGACUUCGUGUUUACAACCCGGUUUCUACUUAUUUUAGGCGGACUGUGGAAGGCCUAUGAUCUGACGAAAACUAAAUGUCAGCACUUGUUGCUCAUGACGGUAGAUUUUUAAAAAAAAAAAAAUAAAAGUUUACAGAUCAAAUGUGAAAUAAA
This is a messenger RNA of Arvicanthis niloticus (Nile rat), 3584 nucleotides long. RefSeq names its product adrenoceptor alpha 2A (gene Adra2a). Gene Ontology annotation, molecular function: alpha2-adrenergic receptor activity; epinephrine binding. Gene Ontology annotation, biological process: platelet activation; regulation of vasoconstriction; regulation of smooth muscle contraction. The record is from RefSeq and is a predicted model, not a curated record. Gene Ontology annotation, cellular component: plasma membrane. NCBI's taxonomy places the organism in Eukaryota, Metazoa, Chordata, Mammalia, Rodentia, Muridae.